UCUCACUUCUACCACCACCUCACGGACGUCCACACAUGCGAGUCUGAAUGCUGCAAGCUCGCCCGCUGAGGACUAGGCUGAGAAGAGGAGUAUUUGCCGGACAGAACGCACGUUAUGUUCCUCUCGCUGCUUCCGGCCCUUGCCCUGGCAUUUGCAUAUCCUGUUCUCAGCGCAUCUUCCUCUCCGAACGAUCCAUUUCGCGACAUUGCUCUGCAGGCUCCUAAGGCACCAGAACUUCCCAUUUGUUGCCUCAGACCCCUAGAACCAGUCGAGCCGAGCGCAGGAGACGAUGUCUUCAUCUCCUUUGAAGACUGGAAGGCCAGACGGCUUGGCGAGGCAGGGGAGCAGCCCUCCCGCUCUUCGCCAUCUGCCAACAAUGCCCAGAGGCUCGCUGGAGUAAAGGAGAGGAACGAGGUCGCUGGAGCGGGCAAUAUGGGCCCAACGAGCGAAGUCGCAGGUGCAGCUCAGGCCAGCGGUCAAGAGAGCACGGAGACGGUACAGCACGAUGAACGACUCUCCCCACAUUUCCGUAUACCUACCGUCGACCGUUUCAACUACGCGGCGACGGACUGCUCCGCCCGCGUACACACCGCCCAUCGCUCGGCGAAGUCUCCGUCCUCGAUUCUCUCCUCGAAGAAGGACAGGUACAUGCUCAGUCCGUGCGCGGAAAAGAAGCAAUUCGUGGUGGUUGAACUCUGCGACGACAUCAUGAUUGACACGGUGCAGCUUGCAAACUACGAGUUCUUCAGCGGCGUAUUCAAGGACUUCUCGGUGAGCGUCGCCAAGACGUCUCCGACCGAUGAAGGAGGGUGGACGCACGCCGGGACGUAUCGUGCGCAGAACGUGCGCGGGGUUCAGUCCUUCCAUCCUCCGCCCACACUGCGUGAUUUCUAUCGUUUCAUCCGAAUUGACUUUCACUCGCACUAUGGCAACGAGUACUACUGCCCUCUAUCCCUAUUUCGCGUCUAUGGUCUUACGCACCUCGAGCAGUGGAAGUGGGAUGAAUGGGAGUCGCGGAGCAAGGCACGGCGGGCCAUUGAAGAUGCCAGUGCUGCCGUGGAAAGCACUCCCGAGCCACCACAGGCAGUACACAUCCCUGUCGUCGAAGUGCCGAAGCCGGAUCCUACCGAAACAGUAUCAGUGGACAAGGUCGAUACUCGCUCAGUUUCCGGAAUCGGACAUACAGCUGGCGAGGAUCGGACUGACUCGGCACCUUCGAACGACCAAGCAGCGGCGACUCCCACACAAUCGCAGUCUGUCGGGGAACCACAAUCGUUUCAGGACGUGAUCCCGCCCUCCGAUAUGGCUGCUCCAGUUUCCUCUAUUAUAGCUUCAGAUAGCGUCCCUCCGGAGACAAUGACGACCCCUGACGACCUUCACAAUGUUUCUCAUGUGCCUCAGACAGCGCACGCUACACAUCCGGCUGACGGUGACUCUACAAAGACGACACCAUCCUCAUCAAUAUUACAUCUCAAUCCUUGGAUCAACUACCUCACAGCGCGUCUCCCCAGGAAGACUUGUCCUCUGAGAGUGUUCACGCAUCUCAGUCCCGAGCGGCGUCCAUUGCAUCAAACGUCUCUUCUCUGUCUUCUAUUCCGCUGGCCGUAUCGCAGUCGCAUUCUCCACCUCCACCGCCGCCAGUCGUAUUCCCUCCGGCUAGCACUGGAGGGGAAUCCAUCUAUCGUACGAUCAUGAAUAGGUUGUCCACCCUGGAAGCCAACACGACUCUGUACGCGCGGUACGUCGAAGAGCAAACGGCUGGAAUCCGAGAGGUGCUGCUGCGUCUGGGUGAGGAUUUGGGCCGUCUCGAGGGUAUCGUACGUCACGUUCCAAUUGUCUAUUCCGGGCCCAUGGCUCAUGUUUC
Molecule: messenger RNA, 1864 nt
Organism: Fomitopsis serialis
Lineage: Eukaryota; Fungi; Basidiomycota; Agaricomycetes; Polyporales; Fomitopsidaceae
Product: UNC-like C-terminal-domain-containing protein
Exons: 2
Coding region: 115-1695 (526 amino acids)
Biological process (GO): protein folding in endoplasmic reticulum
Cellular component (GO): cytoplasm; membrane
Source: RefSeq, a predicted model, not a curated record